CCCGGCCCAGAUACAUUGCGUGGGGGACAAUUCCGGCAUCGACGGGAUAGAUUCGCCGGUCCAGCCGCCGCCGCCGGCACAACCCGCAGCCGCCGCCAGCGAGCGAGCGAGCGAGAGAGACAGAGAGAGAGAGAUGGCGCUGACCAACUUCGUGCUGACGGUGGCGGCGGUGGGCGCGGCGGCGCUCCUCUUCACCACCGACAUCCGCAAGUCCGGCGCGAUGUUCCGCCGCAACGCCCGCCAGAUUCGUGCCUGGCUCGAGGAGGAAUCCGCCUCCGCCGCGUCCAGGUCAGCAAAAGACGCACCUCCCAAGAAACUGAAUGGGGAUAUUCCAAAGGAGAAGCCAAAGGAAGAUGGUCACUGAAGUGUUUUGGCUCUGUCUAGAUGUAGAAAAUGAAUGGAGCAUCUAAUUGGCCUUUCCUUUCUUCUUAAGAUCUAAAGCUCGUAGCAUAAAUAAGAUGCACUAUAGUAGCUUCGAAGCCUUCGAUGUGUGCAUAGCUGUAUAUUUUGUCCAAUGCAGCAGACAUGAUUGUUCCCUUAUAUGGACGGGAGAAAUUUGGCAGAGUUGCAUUACUGUGCCUUCUGUCUUGGUACCAGUAAUUCAGUACUCCAGAAUUGAAAUGAAGUUGUAGUGCGGAACAAGAAGCUGAAAUUUCUCUUUGCGGCAGGCUGCAUCAUGAGUUUAUUGUCUAUAUGCCAUGGUUAGUGUAUAUUCAGUACUCUGUGUCAUAUUGUGCAUACACCAUUAGUUGCAAAAUAAACCAAUCUAGUACUUAUACUA
This is a messenger RNA of Oryza sativa Japonica Group (Japanese rice), 781 nucleotides long. RefSeq lists its product as uncharacterized. The record is from RefSeq and is a predicted model, not a curated record. Lineage: Eukaryota; Viridiplantae; Streptophyta; Magnoliopsida; Poales; Poaceae.